UGAAUAGCUUGGUCAAUUGUGGUGCACGACAUAAGCACAUAUAUAAGAGAACAAUGCUACUAACUGAGCAAGUUAGAGUGAGCAAAGGAAGCCCAAUUGUUACUUGUCUUCUAGAAGGUCCAAGUGGCAAUGGUAAGACUGCAAUGGCAGCUACUGUUGGUAUUGACAGUGAUUUUCCCUAUGUCAAGAUAAUAUCAGCUGAAACAAUGAUUGGGCUUAGUGAAAGCAGUAAAUGUGCUCAGAUUGUGAAGGUAUUUGAGGAUGCUUCUAAGUCACCAUUAAGCAUUAUUAUCCUAGAUGACAUUAAGAGGCUAUUGGAGUAUGUUGCAAUUGGACGUCGAUUUUCUAAUUUGAUUUCUCAAACAUUGACAGUCCUUCUCAAAAGGCUUCCUCCCAAGGUUUUUCCUUUAUUCCAUUUCUGUAUUGGCUGA
Messenger RNA from Camellia sinensis, 431 nucleotides. The record is from RefSeq and is a predicted model, not a curated record. Lineage: Eukaryota; Viridiplantae; Streptophyta; Magnoliopsida; Ericales; Theaceae.